UCUAAGGGCCAAUUGAUUUCUCAAAUCCCUUUAACUGUCUCUCCGAGAAGAUGAUUCACCUCUUAUUUGGCCUUGCAUUCUUGGAGAUGGCUUUGGUAGUUGUCCUUCUCUUUAAAACUCCUCUGAGGAUGCUGUUGAUGCUGGGGCUGGACCGUUUGAAGCGGGGAAGAGGGCGGCUCGUUGCGGGGACCGUGGCGAUGACCAUGGUGGUCGUAUUCAGUUCGGCGGUCUACAAUGUCUUGGGCAUCCAGAGAGGCCUAGCCGAUGCGACCAUAAUCAACCCGACCGAUCAGGUCCUCAUGGCAAAUAGCCUUCUGGAAGCAUCUCUCUUGGGCUUCUCCCUAUUCCUUGGGAUAUUGAUAGACAGGUUGCAUUACUACGUUAAGGAGCUCUACCUAUUGAGGAACAACUUGGAAGCAACCAAGAAAUGGAAAAGAGAUUAUGUGGAGAUGGAUAGCAUUGGAUCAUCAAAGGCCCCUCGUCAGACGAGGAUUGAGCAAGCUCCAACGAAAUCUAGCACGUGAUUUGGGUGAAGAGAGAACGUGUGUUAAUUAAAUGUAUAUCGUCGCACUAUAUGUCCGUUAGCGGCUCGUCGAAAUCCGAAGACGAUUAUAGCGCCGAUGGGAUUGCGAAGACCGAAUUUAUUGUCGUCUCAAUUGUACAUACAAAAUACCAAUUUGACUAUGGCUCAAAUCGUGCGGCAUGAGUUGCUUUUCACUUAGCCAUGUU
Molecule: messenger RNA, 729 nt
Organism: Rhodamnia argentea
Lineage: Eukaryota; Viridiplantae; Streptophyta; Magnoliopsida; Myrtales; Myrtaceae
Exons: 2
Coding region: 51-524 (157 amino acids)
Biological process (GO): intracellular protein transport; endoplasmic reticulum to Golgi vesicle-mediated transport
Cellular component (GO): endoplasmic reticulum; endoplasmic reticulum membrane
Source: RefSeq, a predicted model, not a curated record